UACACCUGACUAUGACGCCGCACACCCGUCUUGUCUCCGCCCCGGACACAACCACAACGACGUCGACAAGCCGCACGCCCAGCGCACUACCUCCAUCCCGGCUGCAGACGUGUGGCUAAUGCUCCCGCAGUCUUCUCUGGGCGUUUGAUCUUUGCCAGCCAAGAUCUACACGUACAGUCACCUGUCCAUGCCGGAGCUCCGGUCGUACUGGAAGGAUUAUGCGCCGAACACGAGCGGUGCCGAACACGAGCGAUGUUUCCUGCGAUGACGAGCACCCCAGACGUGUGCGUGGGAUCGCGAUCGCGAUGCCGCGAGCGCCGAACUUCCUCAAUUCUCGCCGCGUCGCGUCGUAUCACCGUCGACCUCGACACAAAGCGCACUCGCACAGCUCUCAUGACCGGUACUCACGCACACCGCUGGCUUCAGACAUACACAGCCACCACAAGCCCUUCGGUUUGACGUUGGACUUCGCUCCGCCAGCGGAACCUUGUUGCCCUGCUGCGCUUGCACUGGGCGCGUUGGCGCUUAGCCUUCGUGCAGACACAACGCGCCGAGCAAUUGACCGCUCGGUGCUGUCCAAGGGGGCGGAGGCCCUGUGGCUCUUGGCUCGGCCGAAGGCAGCACUGGUCUCACCGCUGUCAGACAGUGGAGCGAGACAUGGUGCGAAGGUCCGUAGCUAAUGGUGGUUCUUGGUGUGGAUGGGAGUGGGUUGAACUUGUGUUUAGAGCCAAUA
Molecule: messenger RNA, 733 nt
Organism: Didymella exigua CBS 183.55
Lineage: Eukaryota; Fungi; Ascomycota; Dothideomycetes; Pleosporales; Didymellaceae
Exons: 1
Coding region: 219-680 (153 amino acids)
Source: RefSeq, a predicted model, not a curated record